Molecule: messenger RNA, 5300 nt
Organism: Sus scrofa (pig)
Lineage: Eukaryota; Metazoa; Chordata; Mammalia; Artiodactyla; Suidae
Source: RefSeq, a predicted model, not a curated record
UUGAGGGGUUUUGGUAGAUUUCAUACUUUAUCUUGUACCACUGCUUCUGUUGCAAAUAAGGCUGGUCCCAGGAAAAAUGACUCACACUGAGAACAAAUCAUUUGGAAGCAGGUAUAGAUGAUGCAAGUAAUGACUGGGAGUGCCCAGAAUAGAUGAGCAAAGCAGUCUGAGGGAAGAAGGAGGAAUGAGAACUCUGAAGAUGGGCCCUCGCCUCCAUCAGUUUGUGCAGAAUAAAACCUGCUUUCAAAACCCAGCUGUUCACCUCUGGUCACAAAGGAGAGGUUCCUAAUGCCCAGGUGAGAACCAGACUCCUAGCUUUACAGUAAAGCAAACCAGAAUACAAGAUGCAAGUUUUAUCUUUCUGUAGAACUUUUGCUUUGUGAAUGGACGUGAAGCAUAGAAAUUUAAUACAAAUAUAUUUUCUCUCCAUACCUGUAAUAAAACUCUUUCACAAACCCUGCCAGGUACCAAAAGGCUAAAACAAAUCUUGUACCUUGGGGGAAAGUUUUUUAAUGUAAUUUGAUUUGUUUGGCUCUAAAAGAUAAAAGAGAAGAAAAGGAGCAUUUUCCCCCAAAACACUCAGAUCGUAUUUAAGCAUUAUUUCUGAACAUCGUUUUUUGUAAAUAUUCGUGCAAAAGGUUCAUUGUUUGGUUGCUCUCAAAGCAUUCCAAGCAAUCAAAAUAAUUUGGAUUUUUUUUUUUACUUACCUAACAUUAUACAGGUAAGGUUUUUACAGCAUUUAUUAAAUUUUAGUUAACAUUAAUGAAAAGUGAAGACAGCAAUUGAAGAUAUGCAAGGUUCGGUAAAAUUACUUCUUAUUAGAACAUUUCUGAAAUAUCCAUCCAUGGUAUCACUGUAUACACUGUCUUAUCUUAAUUGGCGAAUUUGCUAUAGAUAUGUUACAACCAACUUUUUCUACUUAAAAAUUUUAAGGUGACACAUUGGCAGUGAUAACCCCUUUAACAUAAUUUCAAGAGCUUUAUGUACUAGGCGGUUUGGAUGCUACUGCUUAAUUUGAGUGACUAUAAAAUAAUUUGGGUUUUUUAAAGAUUGAGAAGCAUUUCCCAAGGUUAACUUUCUCAACAGAAAAUUGAGUGUUAGAAAUUCCACCUCCCACAGACCAGAAUUCACAACCAUUGGUCAGGGGCAAAUACCACUGGCUCUGCAUCCUCAGUCACUUCGUGCCAUUUCACCAAGUAGGAGCCAAAGGUAAGUUUUACACUUGCUUUCUUCUUGGGUUAUGGGCUUUUUUCCCCUACUAUAACAACCUUUAAAAAAAUAAUUCAACUUGCUUUAAUAUUUUGUGGUGAACUUUGAUUCAAUGGAUUGGACUUAAUUUUGCUAUUUUUAUAUUAUUCUUGGAAAAUCCAAAAUUCUGAAUUAGCUUAGGAAUUCAUAACAUACAGCAAAAUACUUGAUCUUAAUAGCCAUAAUAGAUGCCAAUAAAAUUAUAGUAGUUUCCAGAAUAUUCUUUAAAUCAGGUGCCCUGACACAGAACACACUCUUUGCUUGUAUUGACAGGCACUACUGAUAUUAUUGAUUGAAAUAUUAUGGCAAAGAAGAACAUGAUGAGACUUCAGGUGCUUAAAAUGUACUGAUGGUCAUAUUAAAAUUAUGUAUUUAUGUCUUUUAAGCUAUAUAUUUUAAAGGUUUUUAGAGGCACAUAUUAUUAAAAUAUCAUUAAAUGGUGUGAGGUGGACAGUAAGUUCAAAAGCUUCAACAAAGACACUACAUUAAAUACUAAUAUAAUUACUCAAAGUGGAGAACAUGCUUUUUAGACUAUGGAUAUAUGUUCUCCAUAUUUUUAAGGUUCACACAUACUGCCUUACUGAUGAUAGCUUUAUGGGAUAUGCCAAAUGCAAGUAACUCUAACAUGCAGACAUCUGUAAUCAAAUACAGAGUAUGAAGUAAGAAAAAGAAUAAGGAAGUUCAUAAUUCUUUUGAAAAAUGAAAGUUGCCAGAAACAUACAAGAAAAAUAUUUAUUUUAUUUUUUUAGGUUAAUGGUGGCCACUGUUAAUGUUUUCCACCUGAACAGGGAAGAAUGGUCCCUGAAAGACUUGCAAAACGCACCGUUUUAUUAAAUAGGACUUGGUUGGUAAUUGCACAAAACGGUUCCAAAUCUGAGAUUUUGCAAAGACCUCUGCAAAGGCCAGUAAAAUAGAGGCUUAGUUUAUCCAGUGUGAAUAAAAAAAUUAUUUGAAGAAAGCAUAGGAGGGGAUAAAAAGGAGCUCCUUGUAUACUUCUUAUUCUCAGAGGAAUUUCAUAUGCUUCUUGCCUAAACCUGCUUCAUAAAGACUUUCUUUCAAGUAACUGAAGGUCAGUUUGUCUGCCAGUACAUUCAAGUUUAAAAGUAAUAUUUAUCAUGAAUUCCCUUUUAUAUGUGUGCAUAGGCAAAAACACCAUAUGUACUGUUCUUAAAGUCAACCCAUGGAGUUUACCCAAAAUAUAAAAGCUUUAAAAUCAGACAAGUUUGCUAAAAAGUUUUACAAAUACUUUUCUUCCUCAAUAAAUGAUCACCAGGCAACACUUUUCAGAGGCCUAAUUUUAGUGUUUAUAAUUUAAACAUGAGAGAUUUUUCCUAAACUAAAAUGUCUUCAAAGGAGUAUAUAUAGAAUUAAAAUACUUAAAGUUGUAAGAUCUUGAUUGAAUCCCCCAAAGCAUAAUGUGAUCACGGAAAAUAAGUGUUGUGUUUAUUAAAGAAUCACCAAAGAUCUCUCUGUUCUUGUGUGUGGACAAAUCCUCCUCUAAAGAAAUCUUGCUAAAUGGUGACUGUUAAGUCAUGUAUUCCAAUUGAUUCUGAGUUUAAACUUUAGAUAGCUAUUAAGAAUUGAAAUGAACUACUAAGGACUAAAGUUAAAAUGAUUUUCUUGUCUGCUCCAUUUAGUUAAGGACAAGUUUUGAAAAUAUUGCAUGAAAUAUUAAUGUUAUGUAUGUAAAUAUUAAAUUAUGUAUGUAUUAAUGAAACCCAGAGGCAACAAAAAAGUAAAAGGGAAAAAAAAUUCAUUAUUUUGUCUGGAAAAAGCCCUAGGCUUAAAUGUACAAGAAACAGUCCUAUUUGCAUUACUAGCCGACUCCAUCUUGGUUUCCUCAUUUGUAAAAUGCUGUGACAGUUACAGAGAUUGUCAUCAUUAGCAUCAUCCCUGUAUCCCAGAGUCGAGGAAAGAAUCUGAAUGCUUAAGAAGUGGUAAACUCUUUGAUAAUGUGAAAAGUUUCACGAAGAAGUAUAUCCCAGUCUUUCUGCAUCCCAUUUUCUCCAUGUUCCUCUAUAAAAUAAAAUCAAUUUCACUGUAAUUAUAAUAUCUAUUGUAAAAAAAUGUGGAUUGGUUUGUGAACUUAAACAUCUGGCAUCAAUAGUCUUCAGAAGCCACACAAUUUCAUGUGUUAUGUUUAUAAACUAUCCAUGGAAAUAAAAUGACCAGCAUGAGAUUUUUAGCAUUGACGGUGAUUUAGCAUUUCUUUUUAGUGCAAACUAUUCAUAAGUUACUCUCCAUUAAAUAUUUAUACAUUUUAAUAUUUUAUAACUAGGAAGGUUUGAAAAAUGAAAACAUUAGCAAGACUUAUUCUGGGAUUUGUCAUCCUGGAUGCUGCUGUGACUGCCCCAACUCUAGAGUCCAUCAACUAUGACUCUGAAACCUACGAUGCCACCUUAGAAGAUCUGGAUAAUUUAUACAACUAUGAAAACAUACCUAUGGGUCCAGCUGAGAUCGAUGUUGCGACAGUGAUGCCUUCUGGAAACAGAGAGCUCCUCACCCCGCCCCCACAGCCAGAGGAGGCUGAAGAGGAGGAGGAGGAGUCCACCCCCAGAUUAAUCGACGGCUCCUCCCCACAGGAGCCUGAAUUCACUGGGGUUCUGGGCCCACACACCAAUGAAGACUUUCCAACCUGCCUUCUGUGUACCUGUAUAAGUACCACCGUGUACUGUGACGACCAUGAACUUGAUGCUAUUCCUCCUCUGCCCAAGACCACCGCUUAUUUCUACUCCCGCUUUAACAGAAUUAAAAAGAUCAACAAAAGUGAUUUUGCAAACCUAAAUGAUCUAAGAAGGAUUGAUCUGACAUCAAAUUUAAUAUCCGAGAUUGAUGAAGAUGCAUUCCGAAAACUGCCUCAACUCCAAGAGCUUGUUCUUCGUGACAACAAGAUAAGGCAGCUCCCAGAAUUGCCAACCACUUUGACAUUUAUUGAUAUUAGCAACAAUAGACUUGGAAGGAAAGGAAUAAAGCAAGAAGCAUUUAAAGAUAUGUAUGAUCUGCGUCAUCUCUACCUCACGGAUAACAACUUGGACCACAUCCCUCUGCCUCUUCCAGAAAAUCUACGGGCCCUUCACCUCCAGAAUAACAACAUUCUGGAGAUGCAUGAAGAUACCUUCUGCAAUGUUAAAAAUUUGACUUAUAUUCGUAAGGCACUAGAGGAUAUCCGACUGGAUGGAAACCCUAUCAAUCUCAGCAAAACUCCUCAAGCAUAUAUGUGCCUACCUCGUUUGCCUGUUGGGAGCCUUGUCUAAUUUCAGAUGAUGGUUAGCAUUAGGAUGCUUCCUAUAACAGAACAAUUCUUAUUGUUCUCUUCAAAAAGAAAACUCAGCAUGAUACUUUCAAAAUGUGUUCUGAAAGAUGAUAUAAUUACAUAAAAUACAGCUAAAAGUUUUAACAGAAUACCAGUUUAGUAUCAUUAAAAAAACACCCAAUAAAUCAAGAAUAAACCAAAAGAUAUAAAGAGCAAAACUAAAAGAUAGAAAAUAUUUCACAGAUAUUUCUUAUAAAUCACAUGUAAUAUGCAAGUUUUAGAGAUUCACAGCUUAUAUAAUAUUAAAUUAAUCAUAUAAUAAAAAUUAAAAAUUAACACCUUUAGGUAUAUUGCCAAGAUUUAGUUGUUUUAAAUAAACUUUUCAAUUCUUUUCUUUUCACUAAAGCAUGUUUCUGUUUUUAAAUUCCUUAAGGAAAAUGAAGAAAUGAAUAAAAAUAUUUGAAAAUUAUAAUGGCCUUGUGGGAAAAUAGUCAUUAUAAUCACAACAUGCAAAUAAUCAUAACAAAAACACACAUAGCUUUGGUUGUUGAAUAAUAUGUUAACAAUUUAAUUUCUGCCAACUCAUUUUUGACCUUUUCUAAACCAACUAGUUACUUGGCAUAUUCUUGUGCCCAUCCAAAAAAUAAAUAAAAUAAAAUACAGAAAAUAGAAAAUAUAGGCAAGGAUAUGAAAAGGACAGUAGGGAAGAGGUUAAGAAUACCUUCUAGAGGAGUUCCCAUCAUGGCUCAGCCGAAAUGGAUCUGACUAGAAUCCAUGAGGACGCAGAUUGGAUCCCUGA